ACCAGCAGACUGUGCUUUGCCUACAAUCAAAAUGAAGUUCACUGUUGUGAUUGCUUCUCUUCUUGGAGUUUUCCUGGCUCCAGGUCUUGCUAAUUGGAACAGGAAGACUUGGCAACCCAAUCACCCUCUGACUGACAUCGGGGUCAUCACCAACGCACAGGAGAGCUCUGGGGACUGGAAAUCUGUCUGGGACUUCGCCUCUGGCUACGCUGCAACCAAGGUAUUUUCCAGAAACACCUGUAUCAUUUCUAAAAUGGACAGGAGGGCUUUCCUCCCUCAAGAGUUUCCUGCAGCUCCUCAAGGAGAUGAGGGCUUUGGUCCUCAGCCACUUCCACCUGGAGGGAAUCACUUCUUUAUCUCAUCAAACAGACUCCAGAGCUUGCGCCCAUACGGAAAACGCAUCCAGGCUCUGUGCAGAGGGAUUCCUUCCUACCUGGCUUACCCAGCUGCUGGAUCAAACUUCUUAAUGCAAGAUGUUGCAUGUUUGAAAGUUGACAUUAAUCAACUGCCCGUCUAUUACUGCCAUUAAUUAUUCCUGGUGACGUUUUGACAAAGACAGCUCACACAAGUCUACCCAAGAAACAAGACUUUUCUCCUUGACAAUCCUCUCUCCAUCACAUUUUCAAUCAUUUCUCUGUC
This is a messenger RNA of Calypte anna (Anna's hummingbird), 639 nucleotides long. RefSeq names its product gastrokine-1-like. Gene Ontology annotation, biological process: regulation of cell population proliferation. Lineage: Eukaryota; Metazoa; Chordata; Aves; Apodiformes; Trochilidae. The transcript is spliced from 6 exons. The record is from RefSeq and is a predicted model, not a curated record. The coding region runs from base 32 to 529 and encodes 165 amino acids.